CUUUCUCCCCGUGUGUUUCUCUGUCCCCGCGUCUCUCUCUGCCCCCGCGUCUCUCUCCCCGUGUCUCUGUCCCCGCGUCUCUCCCCGUGUCUCUCCCUGUGUCUCUGUCUCCGCGCGUGUCUGAGUGAUGGCUCCGUCUCGGAGGCUACAGACGAAGCCGGCCAUCGCCUGCCUCAAGACUCUGCUCCUCCUGUACAGCCUCGUCUUCUGGGUGACGGGGCUGGUGCUGCUGUCUGUGGGGGUCUGGGGGUCGCUGUCGCUGGGCCCCUACCUGGCGCUGCUCUCCGAGCAGGGGGCAGGGGGGGGGCGGCACCGCGCCACCGCCCCCCUCGUGCUCAUGGCCACGGGGGCAGCCAUCCUCCUCUUCGGGCUCGUCGGCUGCCUGGCCACCUGCAGGGGCAGCCCGUGCCUGCUCAAGCUGUACGCAGUCCUCCUGCUCACCGUGUUCCUGGCUGAACUCAUCGCUGGGAUUUCUGGCUUCAUCUUCCGUCACGAGAUUAAUGGGCUGUUUCGGAGCAACCUGAAGAGAGCACUUGAUGCCUACAGCGGAACGUCACACAGCGGCAGUGACGGAGCCAUCGAUACGCUACAACGCACGCUGCGCUGCUGUGGGCUGAACGACUACGAGGAUUGGUGGAAGACUCCGUACGGCGAGGCGAGCGGAGUGCCCCCCAGCUGCUGCGUCAACGCCACCGACUGCGGCGCCGGCGCCCUCGGCAACGCCACCAGCGCCGGGACCAUCGUCUACCGCCAGGGUUGCUUCACGCUCGUCACCAGCUUCAUGCAGCAGCAUCUCGCUGUGAUAGCCGGCAUCGCCUUCGGCAUCGCCUUCUCGCAGGUGUUUGGCAUUGCGAUCUCCUGCUGCCUCGCCAGACACAUCAACGCCAACCAGUACGAGAUGGUGUGAGGUCACGCGGGGCGGGAACAGUUGCCAGCUGUUGACCCCACCAGCUGUUGACCCCUCCAGCUGUUGACCUCUCCACCUGUUGACCCCACCAGCUGUUGACCCCUCCACCUGUUGACCCCACCAGCUGUUGACCCCUCCAGCUGUUGACCCCACCAGCUGUUGACCCCUCCAGCUGUUGACCCCACCAGCUGUUGACCCCUCCAGCUGUUGACCCCACCAGCUGUUGACCCCUCCAGCUGUUGACCUCUCCACCUGUUGACCCCACCAGCUGUUGACCCCUCCACCUGUUGACCUCUCCACCUGUUGACCCCACCAGCUGUUGACUGCUCCACCUGUUGACCCCUCCACCUGUUGACCCCUCCACCUGUUGACCCCACCAUCUGUUGACCCCACCACCUGUUGACCCCACCACUUGUUGACCCCACCAGCUGUUGACCCCUCCACCUGUUAACCUUUUCACCUGUUGACGUCUCCACCUGUUGACCCCACCACCUGUUGACUGCUCCAACUGUUGACCCCUCCACGUGUUGACCCCUCCACCUGUUGACCCAACCAGCUGUUGACCCCUCCACCUGUUGACCCCACCAUCUGUUGACCCCUCCACCUGUUAACCUC
This is a messenger RNA of Petromyzon marinus (sea lamprey), 1522 nucleotides long. Lineage: Eukaryota; Metazoa; Chordata; Hyperoartia; Petromyzontiformes; Petromyzontidae. The record is from RefSeq and is a predicted model, not a curated record.